UUAGAUAAGAUGCAGUUUGGGGAGAUUGACGUCACAUACCAGGAUCAGGAGCAAUAUCUGCCAUCUCCAGUGGUGGUUGACAGGAUAUAUGUGAGGGUGUCGGAUGAUGAAGAGGGCCCUCUUCUAUUUGAUAUGACAGCUGUGGUUGUAGAUGGUGUACAGACAUGUGCUGUUACCGACUAUAAUAACAAGUGCGUGAAAUCUUCUUCACAAGAAAUAAUCAUUCAUGCCACAGUAAACUUCCCCUGGAUAACACUCCACGUGGGAUAACACAGUUGAAUGAGAAGCAGGUGAUGGUUGCUGUCCCAGACUCCAAUCAGAUUCUAACAAUAGAAGUGACCUAUGACCUGGUGCUGCUCUCAACCAUCACAACACGUACUGGAUACUACAGUCUGGCUGUUCUGAAUCCUUCAUCUCUAGCAGCAGGUGCUUGGAAAUGUGUUGAUAUCCUGGACAUGUCUGGACACGUGUUGAGGUCAAUCACUACACAAAAUGAUGCCUCACUGUUUUCCGACCCCUGGUACAUGUGUGUCAACAACAAGGGCAACCUACUCGUGUCUGACUGUUGGAAGAAGUCUGUGACAUGUCUGACGUCAGAGGGGGAUGUUGUGUGGAGAUACGCCCCUGCCGGAAACAGAGCACUCACCAACCCUUGUGGUAUCACAGCUACCAGCACAGGAGACAUCCUGCUUCUAGACAGGGGCAAUGUGAUACAGCUGACAGAGUCGGGGGAGUUUGUCAGAGAAUAUCGAGCGAUGGUUGAUUAUCCACAGGGACUGUAUGUAGAGAGUCAUGACUCAAUGUACUUGUGUAGCCAAACUAAAAUCCUGGAAUUCCUCUUCAUGUAGUCAUACAUCCCAGCAUCAGUAAAAUAUGAGUUACACUAUAACAGAUCAGUACAGAUAUAGAUAUUUUGAUCAGAUUGGAUACUGUUUGGAUUUGAUAACUGAUCAUAGAAAUAAGUUCCAUAACACAAUAGAACGUUCUCGUCAGUGACUUCCUCCAGGUACUCUUGGACAGAGCGUCUACCAGCUAGUGAAGUGACUGAUUAGAUGCAUCAUUCUUAAUGUGGUACUUGUUGUUACCCUGCCUGUUCAGCACUGAUGUGAUAUGGCAAGGACAGCUUGGUGUCAGUAGACUGUGUCUUAGUAGGG
Messenger RNA from Haliotis rubra (blacklip abalone), 1154 nucleotides. RefSeq lists its product as uncharacterized. Gene Ontology annotation, molecular function: protein binding. The transcript has a single exon. The record is from RefSeq and is a predicted model, not a curated record. The coding region runs from base 294 to 848 and encodes 184 amino acids. Lineage: Eukaryota; Metazoa; Mollusca; Gastropoda; Lepetellida; Haliotidae.